AUGAGGAGGGAUCCGCCACAAUCUGCCGGCUCCAGGGGGCUGGCGGCGCUAUCCGCCAGCCUCGCGCGGGGCAUCGCCGGCAACCCCGUGGACAGCAAUCUGGUCUUCUCGCCGCUCUCCAUCUACACCGCGCUCGCGCUCGUGGCCGCCGGCGCCCGCGGCGCCACCUUGGACGAGAUCCUCCGCGUCCUCGGCGCGCGGUCCCGCGGCGAGCUCGACGAGUUCGUCGCGCGUGCGGUGGGUGGCGCGCUGCGGGACCGGACAGACUCCGGCGGCCCGCGCGUGGCGUUCGCGUGCGGCGUCUGGAGCGACCUGGCGUGCCCGCUCAAGCCCGGGUUCCUCAAGGCCGUCGUCGACGGCGGGUACAGAGCCGAGGCCUCCACCGUCGACUUCCGCGGCGACCCCGACGGCUCGCGCCAGCUGAUCAACGCGUGGGCGGCGCGCGCCACGAACAACCUGAUCGACUCCGUCCUCGGCCCUAGGUCUGUGACCGAGUCCACCCGCGUCGUGCUCGGCAACGCCGUGUACUUCAAGGGCAAGUGGGACCAGCCCUUCGACGAGAGGAACACCGCCGACGCGCCGUUCCGCCGGCUCGGCGGCGCCCUCCCCGUCGACGUGCCCUUCAUGCAGAGCUGGGAUGAGCAGUUCGUGGUCGUGCACGACGGGUUCAAGGUGCUCAAGCUUCGGUACAAGAUGGUGGACGCGCUCCUGACCUCCACACACUUCUCCUUGUGCAUCUUCCUCCCGGACGCCGACGACGGCCUGCGCAGCCUGGUCGACGCGAUCGCUUCACGGCCGGGCUUCCUGCGCGACCACCUGCCUCGCCGGAAGGUCGAGGUCGGCGAGUUCCGGGUGCCCAGGUUCAAGCUGUCCUUCCACGACAGCGUGGUCGACGUCCUCAAGGAGUUGGGCCUCAGCCUGCCGUUCAGCCCGCUGGGCGACCUGUCCGACAUGACGGGACCCGACGACUCCGGCUUCGGAAUGAUCGUGGACGAAGUCGUCCACAAGGCGGUCAUCGAGGUGAACGAGGAGGGCACGGAGGCCGCGGCUGUCACCAUGGUUACUGACCGGUUUGGCUGCGCGGCCAGGUGCAAUCCGCCGCCACAGGUGGAUUUCGUUGCUGAUCACCCGUUUGCCUACUUCAUUGUGGAAGAGGAGAGCGGCGCCAUCGUCUUCGCCGGCCAUGUCGUUGACCCCUCGAGAGAAAGUUAG
This is a messenger RNA of Triticum dicoccoides, 1212 nucleotides long. RefSeq names its product putative serpin-Z8. Gene Ontology annotation, molecular function: serine-type endopeptidase inhibitor activity. Lineage: Eukaryota; Viridiplantae; Streptophyta; Magnoliopsida; Poales; Poaceae. The coding region runs from base 1 to 1212 and encodes 403 amino acids. The record is from RefSeq and is a predicted model, not a curated record. The transcript is spliced from 2 exons.